ACAAUUACAACAACAACAACAACUAUACCUUCUCUAAACCAUAUUUUCUCUCACCUCACUUCAAACUCUUGACUAAUUAAUCUUAAUUAGCUUUGACUACAUUUCUUCUUCAUUUUAUCAACCAUGGAAAACACAACACUAGCAUUCAUACUUUCCAUUUCAUUUGUAUGCUUUCAUGUAAUUCGAUCAUUCAUUAGCAAAGCUAGAUCAAAGUCUAGCAAACUCCCACCGGGGCCGAAAAGAAUGCCGAUUUUUGGCAACAUUUUCGACCUCGGAGAAAAGCCUCACCGAUCAUUUGCCAAUCUUUCUAAGAUUCACGGGCCUUUAAUAAGCCUUAAGUUAGGAAGCAUCACAACUAUUGUUGUGUCUUCUGCUGACGUGGCAAAAGAAAUGUUCCUUAAAAACGACCAGGCGCUGGCUAACCGAACCAUUCCUGAUUCUGUUAGGGCAGGGGACCACGACAAACUGUCAAUAUCGUGGUUGCCAGUGUCAGCGAAAUGGAGGAAUCUUAGAAAGAUAUCCGCCGUGCAACUUCUCUCCAACCAACGACUUGACGCUAGUCAAGCCCAUAGACAAGCCAAGGUGGAACAACUUCUUACAUACGUAAAAGAUCGCUCUAAAAAAGGGCUACCUGUUGACAUCGGGCGGGCCGCAUUUACCACAUCGUUGAAUUUACUAUCAAACACAUUUUUCUCAGUUGAAUUGGCUAGCCAUGAGUCAAGUGCUUCCCAAGAGUUUAAGCAACUCAUGUGGAAUAUAAUGGAGGAAAUUGGCAAACCAAAUUACGCAGAUUAUUUCCCUAUUCUUGGCUACGUUGAUCCCUUUGGUAUACGACGUCGUUUGGCUGCUUACUUUGAUCAACUCAUUGCUGUAUUCCAAGACAUUAUUCAAAAAAGGCAGAAAAUUCGAUCAACAAAUGGUGCAAAACAAACAAAUGAUAUUCUCGACACACUUCUCAACCUCCACGAAGAGAAUGAGUUGAGUAUGGGAGAAAUUAAUCAUCUUCUUGUGGACAUAUUUGAUGCAGGAACAGACACUACCGCUAGCACAUUAGAGUGGGCAAUGGCCGAACUAGUAAGAAACCCAGAAAUGAUGACCAAAGUUCAAAACGAAAUUGAACAAGCCAUUGGAAAAAAUUGUGCAACAAUUCAAGAAUCAGAUAUCCCAAAACUACCUUACUUACAAGCCAUUAUCAAGGAAACUUUACGUUUGCACCCUCCAACCGUAUUUCUAUUACCUCGAAAGGCAGACGUUGAUGUAGAAUUAUAUGGUUAUGUGGUACCAAAAAAUGCACAAGUUUUAGUCAAUCUUUGGGCAAUUGGUCGUGAUCCAAAGGUAUGGAAGAAUUCUGAAGUGUUUUCGCCUGAGAGGUUUUUAGACUGUGAUAUUGACUAUAAGGGACGCGAUUUUGAGCUCCUGCCCUUUGGGGCUGGAAGAAGGAUAUGUCCCGGAUUAACUUUGGCUUACAGAAUGUUGAACUUAAUGAUGGGUAAUUUUCUUCACUCCUUUGAUUGGAAGCUUGAAGAUGGCAUGAGUCCAAAAGAUUUGGACAUGGAUGAGAAAUUUGGUAUCACAUUACAGAAGGUUAAGCCUCUCCAAGUUAUUCCUGUCCCUAAGAAAUAAUUAAUUGUAUUUUUUUUAUAAUGUUUUGUUUUAUAAUUUUUAUUGCGGAGGAUACCUUUUUUUUUUUUUUUUUUUUGGAACGAGUUGAUAGUGAUGUACGUAAGCGACUACGUUGUACUCCCUUAUUAUAUUCAUCAAUGUUGAGGCUUUGUGAGUUAUAAUAUUCUAGCUUGUGCCAAUUUUACACU
Spinacia oleracea (spinach) is the source of this 1811-nucleotide messenger RNA. Its product is annotated as cytochrome P450 76AD1-like. Gene Ontology annotation, molecular function: heme binding; iron ion binding; monooxygenase activity. The coding region runs from base 124 to 1623 and encodes 499 amino acids. The record is from RefSeq and is a predicted model, not a curated record. The transcript is spliced from 2 exons. NCBI's taxonomy places the organism in Eukaryota, Viridiplantae, Streptophyta, Magnoliopsida, Caryophyllales, Amaranthaceae.